Molecule: messenger RNA, 5087 nt
Organism: Pseudomyrmex gracilis
Lineage: Eukaryota; Metazoa; Arthropoda; Insecta; Hymenoptera; Formicidae
Gene: kuz
Product: disintegrin and metalloproteinase domain-containing protein 10
Exons: 15
Coding region: 925-3630 (901 amino acids)
Biological process (GO): Notch signaling pathway; membrane protein ectodomain proteolysis
Cellular component (GO): plasma membrane
Molecular function (GO): metalloendopeptidase activity
Source: RefSeq, a predicted model, not a curated record
CCGCGCUGUGCGUGAAGAAAAAAAGAAAAAAGAACCGGACAACAGCGGGUCUCGUCAGCUGUUCGGAAGCGAGCACGAACUGUCAUCCCGCACGAAGAGCGGAAACGCGCCCGCGAAGCGGUGGGAAAGAGCGAGGCGGCGGAGAGGUGAAACAGAACGGACGAAGCGAGAGCGAGCCCGCCGAAGUUAGUCGCGAGACGAACGAGGGGCGGAACGAAGCCGCGGUGUGUGUAUGUGUGUAUGCGUGUUAGUCUCGUCGAUGGUCGUGCAGCGUCCGCGUGUCGUCGAGCGCGAUCUCGACGGAAAAACGAUGAUGGCGUAGACCUCUCUGUGCUCCGGAAAACGACGUUAUCGAGUGGGAAAGCAGAUUGAGAAAACAGAGAGGAAGAAAAACAAAAGAGAAAAGAGACACACGCGCGCCAUUCAUCAUAUUCGUCCGUGUGGUAAUAGUCGCGUCCGAGCGCAGCCGAUCGCGUCCUCCUCCGUUGUCUCCUCCGUCAUCAUCGUCAUCUCUCGUUCUCGGUUAUCGUUGUCGCGAAGCAACGACGUGUAAUAAUCGACGCGCGAAAUAAACCGUCAUCUUCGUGAUUCGGCGUCGUUCGAGAGAUAAUUGAGACAUCGCGCGCGGUGAAUUUUUGUGUGCACAGUGCUCUGCUCCGCGGAAGACACGGGAGAGAAAAAAACAAGUGGGAAAAGAGAAGAUAGUGAGAUUGUAGAUAGAGAAGAAAAAGCGCGCGUCGCGUUCUUUCAUCUUCGUCGCGUUCGUCGCAACCCUGUUGCUAGCGCGAAACCGCGCCACGCCGCCUCGCCGUUUGUUUAUUUGUGUUCUGUUUUCGCCCGCGAAUUCACUUGCGAGUAACUCGGUGGUGCCCGGAUAGCCAGCGGCGUGCCCUGACUGUUGCGGGGAAUAUAUAUAGUAUUACGAUGAUCAGUGACACGUGCGGAUACGUUUGCUGCAUGCUGCUGCUGUUGGUAGUUCCCUACAUCGAGAGCGCUCGCCGACUAAACGAGUACAUUCGCCACUACGAGCCGCUGUCGUAUCCCGUCGAGGAAGUCCAUCGGAAUCAUCUGAGAGCGAAGAGGUCGGUCAGCCGCGACAGCACCGUGACGGUGAAGUUUCGCGCGCACGGCAGAGACUUCCGCAUCCGAUUAAAGCGGGAUUUGACCACUUUUAGCAACAACCUCAUUGUCGAGGACUCCGCGGGAGAGAGACGGCACGACUGCGACGUCUCCCACAUUUACCAGGGCAAUCUGAUCGGCGAGCCUGGUAGUCACGUGUUCGGUAGUGUCAGUGAUGGAGUCUUUCAUGGGAAGAUAGUAUCUCCGAGAAGUGGCUCUUGGUACGUGGAAAGGGCGCAUUACUACUUUCCGCCGCACGAAAUAAACGAGACGCUGCAUUCUGUGAUCUAUCAUGAGGAUGAUGUCGGCGAUCCGUACGCGGAGGCUCGAGAAGGCGAAUUCAGCGGAUGCGGGAUUAACGACGAGGUAUUAAAAUGGAUGGAGCAAAUUCAGAAUUCCGCUCGGGAAUCCGAAAAAAAAGACAUCGUUACCCGAUAUAACGUGGCAUCGGGUGUCGCGAAUCAAACAGAACCGAAACCAAAUGUCGCACCCUGGAACGGCAAUCGGGAGACGCCUGGUCACAAGUACAGCAAAGAAGCCAACGAACCUAGUCAUCGACGGCCGCGAAGAGCGACCAGGUCCAAGGAGAACAACACCUGUUCGCUCUUUAUACAAACAGAUCCUCUCAUCUGGAGACAUAUUGCCGAACAGUUGCAUCACGACGCGGAGAAGACGAAGGAAGAAAUAUUGUCUCUGAUCGCUCACCACGUUACCGCGGUGAAUUACAUCUACAGAGACACGAGAUUUGACGGUAGAACCGAGCAUAGAAAUAUCAAGUUUGAGGUUCAACGAAUCAAGAUCGAUGACGACUCGACGUGUACGUCACAACAGCAGUACAGCGAACCGAAUCCAUUUUGCAUGGAGAAUAUUGACGUCAGCAACUUCCUGAAUCUGCAUUCGCUCUCGAAUCAUGAGGACUUUUGUCUCGCCUAUGUCUUUACCUACAGAGAUUUCACCGGAGGCACCCUCGGACUCGCCUGGGUCGCGUCCGCGUCCGGCGCGUCCGGCGGUAUCUGCGAGAAGUUCAAGACUUACACCGAGACCGUGGCCGGUCUGUAUCAGUCCACGAAGAGAUCUCUGAACACCGGUAUCAUAACUUUCGUGAAUUACAAUAGUCGCGUACCACCCAAGGUAUCACAGCUGACAUUGGCGCACGAGAUAGGUCAUAACUUCGGAUCACCGCACGAUUUUCCACCGGAAUGCAGACCGGGCGGCUUGGACGGUAAUUACAUCAUGUUCGCCUCGGCGACAAGUGGAAAUCGGCCGAACAAUAGUAAAUUUUCAAAGUGCAGCAUUGGCAAUAUCAGCAAUGUCCUAGACGCCAUCGAGGAUAAUAAGAAGAGAAACUGUUUCACUGGAGCGUUUUGCGGGAACAAAAUUGUUGAAGCUGGCGAGGAGUGCGAUUGCGGUUACGAUGACAACGAGUGUGUGGACAAGUGCUGCUAUCCCAGACAAGUGUCCGACUUGGAUAAGAUGAAGAACGAAACGGCGAAAGGUUGCCAUAGAAAAUACGGAACACAGUGCAGUCCAAGUCAAGGACCUUGUUGCUCGAGCGACACGUGCCAGUUUAUUCCUCUCUCCCACAAAAUCCAAUGUAGGGCUGAAUCUGACUGUAGUUACAAUUCCACGUGCAACGGAAGAUCGUCCGAAUGUCCAGCGCCGCUACCGCGAGCAAAUAAGACUAGAUGCAACGAGGGCACUCAACUUUGCAUUAACGGGGAGUGCACCGGAUCCAUUUGCCUAGAGUGGAAUCUGACAGAGUGCUUUUUAACGAGCAGCAUCAUACCAAACAUCGACAAGCGAAAGCUCUGCGAAUUAGCUUGUCAAAAUGGCACCGAUGCAUCAACAUGUCGCGGUACGAGCGAGUUCGCGCACAUGGUAGGACUGCCCGAAGGUGGAAUGAGCCUCAGACCAGGUUCACCUUGCGAUAAUUUUCAGGGAUAUUGCGAUGUUUUCCUGAAAUGCCGAGCUGUCGAUACGGAAGGUCCGCUUGCGAGGUUGAAGAAUUUGUUGUUCAACAAAGAAACUUUAUCAUCGGUAGCACAAUGGAUAACUGAAUAUUGGUGGGCGGUGCUACUGAUGGGUAUAGCUUUCAUCAUAUUUAUGGGACUGUUCAUUAAGUGUUGUGCUGUGCACAUUCCUUCCAAUAAUCCUAAAAAGCCACCUGCGAGGCGCAUCAGUGAUACAUUAACGAGACCGAUGAAUACUCUUAGAAGAAUGCGACAUCCACAUGGCGGAGGUGGAGCUGGGCCCAGAAGUAUACCUCCCAGACCAAGUCAAGGUGGUCAUGGAACGCGUGGACCAUCUCAUGGCUAUGGAGAGGGUAGAGGUGCUCAAUAUUAUCCGAAAGGCUAUCGCUCGGUUCCCACAGCUAGUGCGCCACCAGGUAACUGGCCAGCAGACCACCACAGCCGUUCCAAUCACCCAGACCUCUAUGCCGGUGCCUAUUCGGGCUCCGGGGGAGGGGGGAGGAGCGCAGCCUAUGAGAUGAGGCAUCACAACAAGGUGUGACGAUCUUAGGACGUCGUCACGGACGAGGACCACCAAUCGCGGCGUUGCACCACGGGUCGUCGUGUAAAACGAUUGCCAAACGCGAAGAGAACCGAUCCACUCCAUGUAAGAAACGCAACGAUGUCUCGUAACCGAAGUCGAAGCAAUAACGACGAGGUACAGCGUGAUAAUCUGAUACGAUGGUCGAGAUUGAAAGGUCCAGCUGAAUAUAUGCGCUUUUAUCUGAGUUGCAGUGAACUCAUAUAAUGUGGAAAUAAAAGCUGCACGUUACUUGUAGAUACAAAGAGAAAGUACGUGUCAGUAUGAAAUUGAUUGCAUUUUCUUUUUUAUUAGUUCGAUAGAUGUGAUUUCGUAUAUAGAUAGAAACGCUGUGAACGGCGCCUCGACAGAUCGAUCCCGAAUCGCGAUAAUAAGCUAACGCAAUAUGUCGAAAAUUGUGACUAUUGAGAAUUUUAUAUAUGUAAUCUUUUUUAUGUAGAAUCUACAACGCGACCCUCGUGCCGCCGUUCAGAAAACUCGUCGCAUGAUCAAAGUUUAGGAAUGCUUCGAAGAACCUUCGCAAUAAAUGAAGGCGAUAUUGUUAUAUGAUAUCAAAGAGAGUAAUUUAAAUCGAUCCGAUGUGUGAUUCAUUUCGCUUUAGCGCGAUCGACACUCGCUGUGUUAAUAACGCAGCUAACAAACGCCGGGGGGUUCAUUAAAAGGCGUCGCAUUUUUGCCCUUCGAUAUUAUAUGAGCAUUUAAGGCCGGGAUUGUACGGUCUUUGCGUGUGACGAUGUCCUUCGAGAUGUCGAUAUUGUGCGCAUGUCGCUCUCGAAAGUUUAAAAGAUUAAGAAGAGAAUCUCUAGUUUUGAGAAUCUCUUUGUUUGUUGGAGAUUAAAUAAUAAUAAUGUGAAGUUUAGUGGAGAAAAUUGGCAAUCUCUUAGACAAUACGGUCUUUUUGAUAAUCGUUAUAAUAAAAUGAGUUUUCGACAAAUGAUUAUUAAUGUACUCAUAUUAUGUUUUUUAACAAGCAGUCAUAAUUUCUUUUUCUUGUUUUUACUUCAAAAAGUUUUUCGAGAAAAAUUGAGGGAUUAUAGCGUAUAAAAUAGCAUACCGUAACACACGCAUAAUAUUAUUCACUUAUCUGUUUGAAUGUUCAAACAAUGUUUUAUAAACGACUUUCUGGAGCGAAAUAGCACCCUACCAUUACCAAACCAUUACAGGUCAUUCGCUUGAUCUCUGUACCAUUGUAGUAUAAUAAUUACUGAUAUAUAUAUUAUUAUUAUUCUUAUACUAAUUUGUAUUAGCCACUUCAGACGAGCGAGGCGAGAUUACGAAGGGUAUAAGAGCAGCAACAACAAAACAUAAAAUGUGUUUCUAAUAGCGAUAUUCCAUUAAACUAUUACCUAUGGAACAAGGAUAAAAUAUAUAUAUAAAUAUACAUAUAUAUAUAUAUAUUGAUUAUUAAACUAUAAUUU